CUGCGCGGCCAAGCGUCUCCAUCGCAGCUCCCUCGAGCUUGGAUGCAUCCGUGGGUUUAGCGGCCUCCCCCCCCUCGCCAUUUCUGCAGCCGCGACUGUUCAAAUCAUCGGGGCGCAUCGCCAGUGCAAGGGCAUAGGCUUGUCGACAGGUGGCAGGCAUAUCCAAGCGGCCUCGCGUGCAGGGGCCGCGGCCCGGGAGUGUUCGCCCUUGCGACGUUGUCCCCGUCGGCGGCCGCCUCCAUGACGGCUCCGACAUGUUAGCAUCGAUGUCGACAGCGCUGACGAUGGCUCUCAGCAGCAAUGAUAUUCUCGCAUUCGCUUCUGCAGAGAAGAACACGAAGGAUCGCGCUGGCACUCAGCGCGCCCGCUUGGGCAGCAUGUGUUCUGGAUCUGGCGUGGGGGGCCUCGCAUUGCACAAAUGUGCGGAGUGCCAAUCCCGCUCCGAGGGAAACCUCGUCGAGUUCGAAUGUAGUUCUCCGUGCGAGAUUGAUCGCCACAAAGCCGAUUGGUUAAAGCAUUUGGAUCUGGCCCCGCUCGUUUUCGAGGACAUCACCCAGAUGGGCCUAGAACAGCGCUGCGAUUGGACCAGUGAGAGUUCACCGCCAAUCCCUGAUGUGCAGGUCGUGCUCUUGUGGUUCUCUUGCAAAGACCUGAGCAUAUAUAAUAUACCAAAUGCUGCCCCUCGCGCAAAAGCUGAUGAGCAAACUAGGUCAUGCAUUCUUCGCUUCGGACACCAUGGCCCCCACGAUGUUAGGCGCUGCGAAUAUGAAACCACGCGUGUAUUUCGGGGGGCGCCGCCGCAGCUCGCUAGGGCCCUCUGGAGGCGACUAUGCCGCGGACGUCCUCGCGUCGAUAACGUUUGAUGUGCAGUUUCACGGAAGAGCAGCCCAUGCCGCUGAGCUCUUUUUUGCUGGAUGCAGGAAGCUCUUAUUUCAAGGCUUUCGAGGCGGCGCAGCAAACUAGUGCCGCCGGAGGGGGCUGGGGGACCAAGCGCUGCAAGGCCUUUGGGGCGUGGGGGUUCCAGCGACCGCCCGCGCAAGAUCUCGCGGACUUCGCUUCCGAGGCCGCCCCGUUGAUGAAGGCAUGAUUUUUGUCGCAACCGAGGCGGUCCCAGGAGGUGGCGCACUAUGCUAGUUUGGUCGCCUCCCAGCGCGGAGAGGAAGUCACGGUGGGCCCCUCGCAGAACAUCGACCGGGUGCAUUGCAGCACGACGUCCGAAAAGCUGCGUGUUGCGACAUUCACGGAGGGUAGCAUCACUUGGUGCACGCGGUCUCGUCGCUUCCUGAGUGGCCGAGAGCGUUUGGCAAUGCACGGCGUCAGCAUGCGCAGCAUGACAUCACACGCUCCCGAUUUGCUCUUGGCAAGCUUCGCUGGGAAUUCCUUCAGUGCCACUUGCUUUCUAGCAGCGUUCGCGGGUGGUUUUCGGCCGUGGCCUGUAUAUUUCAUUCGGCGGCCGCGGUCUACAGGCACGCAGACAGGCGCGUGGCCAUUGUCGUUUUUAUCUUGGUCGUUUGACCUGCGCCCGCCCUGGGGCCGCCCCAGAAACAAUCCGAAUGAGAGGGGGGAGCUGGCCGAUGGAGACGCCCCAGCGCUGCCUUGGAGUGUUUCGGCUUGUUCUUGCCCUCGCCUCGGGCUGUCGUCGGCGAUCUGACGCAGGCCCGCGCGGCCGUGAGCAGACGUUGAGGCUUCGCACAAUGCUUGGACAUGCGUUGGCGCAUGCCUAGGCAUCACUGGGCCCCGCCGCGGGCCUCUUGCAUUCGCGCAUGGCCUUGCGUGGCCUAGGCCCAACGGCGGAACGCGGGCCACUUGAAUUCGCAAAUGGCCAUGCGUGGCCUUGGCCUCAACGCGGGCCACUUGAAUUCGCAAGUGGCCUCGCGUGGCCUGGGCCGAAGCGCUUGCGCGGACAGGGAUCGCUGUUUGUUUUCGCGCUAACUUGGCGGGGGCCCCAUCGCGGGCCAUUUGACUUCACAGAUGGCCUUGCGCGACCUAGGCUCUAACGCUGGGCGCGGGCCAUUUGCAUUUACAAAUGGCCUCGUGCGGCUUGGGCCCCAGCGCGGGCCACUUGGAUUCGCAAGUGGCCUCGCGCGCCUUGGGCCCCAUUGCGGAUCCUGGGUCAUUUUGAUUCAAAAGGUUUCGCGCGCCCUGGGCCCCAAUGCGGGCCAUUUGAAUUCGCGUCUGGCUUCGCGUUGCCUGGGCCCCAACGCGGAGCGCGGGCCACUUGGAUUCGCGAGUGGCCUCGUGCGGCCUGGGCCCCAACGCGGGCCAUCUGAAUUCACGAAUGGCCCUGCGUGUCCUGGGCCCCGCCGCGGGCCGCCUGAAUUCCCAAAUGGCAUCGCGUGGCCUUGACCAGUGCGCGGGCCACUUGAAUUCAAGUGGCUGCUAUUGGCAAGUAUCAGCAAUGAUACCUGUGACAUCUGUGGGACCGUGCUCCCUCAGGCAAGCGCGCGUUGCUUCAGCAGUCGCAUCGCAAAUUGGGAGCGGCCCGAAGGUUUGGGGAAUGCCAGCCCAUCCUCGGGAUCCGCAAUCCUUCGGGGCUUCCAGGUUCAUUCUGGUGGUGCCGGGUGCCAGGUGCACUGGUCAUUUUUCCUCCGUGGACCUCUUGUAAGUGC
This is a messenger RNA of Prorocentrum cordatum, 2609 nucleotides long. The record is from the annotation of a GenBank genome assembly. NCBI's taxonomy places the organism in Eukaryota, Dinophyceae, Prorocentrales, Prorocentraceae.